Orcinus orca (killer whale) is the source of this 392-nucleotide messenger RNA. Its product is annotated as NADH dehydrogenase [ubiquinone] 1 beta subcomplex subunit 2, mitochondrial-like. Gene Ontology annotation, cellular component: mitochondrial inner membrane. The transcript has a single exon. Bases 3 to 392 code for a protein of 129 amino acids. The record is from RefSeq and is a predicted model, not a curated record. NCBI's taxonomy places the organism in Eukaryota, Metazoa, Chordata, Mammalia, Artiodactyla, Delphinidae.
CCAUGUCGGCUCGGACGCGGCAAACGCCUUUCCCGGGCGUUGGAGGCCACUUCUUUAGGGGCUGCCGCGCGCGGGUGGCAGAAGGCGCUGGAGUCCGUCAUGCUGGUGGAGGUGUGCAUAUCGAGCCCCGGUACAGACUGUUUCCCCAGCUGACCAGAUCCCAGGUGAUCAAGGUGGAGUUCUUCAGUGCAAUCAUGUGGUUCUGGAUUCUCUGGCGAUUUUGGCAUGACUCAGAUGCCGUGCUGGGUCACUUUCCAUAUCCAGAUCCUUCCCAAUGGACGGAUGAAGAAUUAGGUAUCCUUCCUGAUGAUGAGACUGAAAAUGUAGACUCAACUCUUUCCAAGAGCCAGGUGAGAAUUUCAAGAAAUUACAGACGUCAUAUUGUAUAUUAA